Molecule: messenger RNA, 2468 nt
Organism: Eufriesea mexicana
Lineage: Eukaryota; Metazoa; Arthropoda; Insecta; Hymenoptera; Apidae
Product: astrocytic leucine-rich repeat molecule
Exons: 1
Coding region: 134-1165 (343 amino acids)
Molecular function (GO): protein binding
Source: RefSeq, a predicted model, not a curated record
GGUCGCGACUUCUAUCUAAUCGGGUCUCUGCAACGCGAUGCAACGAGUAGCGAGUGUAAACUCUCGAGACGAGCGUUCAGUCGCGAUCCAAUCGUUAAUAGCUUACCCCGACGAGUAGGAACUGGACCUCAAGAUGCAUGGAUCUACUCUGACCUGUCUAUCGAUCGUCCUGCUAUGCCUGACGAUCGUUGGGGCCGAGGUGCAGCCUACGUGCAGGCGAAUAACCGGCUACACGGUGUGCGACAAAAAGGGAACCCUGGUGGACGUCACUCAGCAGGAUUUCGAGGACAGGCUAGAGAUCCUCGCCCUGAACCUGCUGGCCAUCCGCGAGAACGCUUUCAAGAACCUAACAGUCACGAGGUUGAAUUUGGGUUUGGGUAAUAAGAUCUCCGCUGCGAGCAGGCAGUCGUUCCACGGUUUGGAAAAGUUGGAACGACUAGACUUAGACAGCAACGUGCUGCCUCUGUCUCCGAAUCUGUUCGCCGAGUUGACCCAGCUGCAUUCGCUGUCUCUGAUCUUCAACAAGAUCAACAAGAUACCCAAGGACUCGUUCGCUGGCCUGACUAGCCUGAUGUGGCUCUACCUAGGACACAACGACAUCGAAUCGAUCAACGCGGAUUCGUUCUCAGGACUGUCUUCGUCGCUGUUGUUCCUAUGGCUGAACGACAAUAAGAUCUCCAAUAUAGAGUCCGGUGCUUUCAGCGGGAUGACGGAAUUGACCAGGCUCCAUCUGGAGAACAAUAAACUGACCUCCAUUCAGACAGGAGUCCUGAAAGGCCUGCACAAGCUGGACGGCCUGUUCCUGGAGGAAAAUCAGUUGGGCAGCAUCUCCAAGACCGAUUUCAAGGGACUGAUCGGCUUGAGGAUCUUGAACCUGCAGAGCAACCAGAUAGCCAGCAUCGAGCAGGGAGCGUUCUCGGAUCUGAGCCAGCUAGAGCAGCUGGACCUGAGGAAGAACAAGCUGACGGAGAUCAACACUGGAAUAUUCAACGGCCUGUCCAACUUGAAGAAGCUCGAUUUAUCCAAUAACAUGAUCAGUGUAGUGCAGCCGAGCUCCUUUGCAGGGCUGCCAGCGUUGAAGACGCUGAACCUAGCGAAUAACAAAUUGUCGAACGUGGAUCGGAAGAAAUUUGGACUGACCGCUUUGACUAUCCUGUACACGUAAUGUAAGAAUGUAGAAAUUGCAGCAAUAAAGAAGCCUGUCGUUGCUAAUUUGACUAGUGUAGCUCGUGUUCGUCCUCAUUCUGCACGGUUGCUCCGAUCGAUCAACAGGCUCGUAAAUUAUCGUAUUAAUUAAAAGCCCGUAUCCAUAUCGGACUGACGCCAUUGGGGUCGCUGACAGACGGGAUCAUUUUGCAAUUAUACCUAAUUAACGCGAGUAAAAUGGAAGAAACCGUUGAUUAACCGACGAAAUUUUCAAUUUCCACCGAGUUCGUUAAGCUUAUUAUUCCUUAUCAUUAAUUUAUCGUUUCGAAAGCGUUUUAAAUUGUUCGUGAAAUGCGUGAUUACUAUAGGCAAUUUCGAUUUCGGGUGUCAAAAGCUCCGAGUAUAUAAUAAAUUAGAAAAUAAUUAUGACGGAACCGCAAACUCGACAACUCGAAUUUAACGAUUAGACUUUUCACUAUUUUGCAAAAUAUAGUUUCACUGUACGAUGUAAGAUCAAGCUUUUCACUUACAAUUAGACCACUGUCGCGAUACCGUCACGAAUUAUGUACUCGUGUAAAUUGUGCCUACUUUCGCGUGACUUUCGUCGGUUAUGCGAUUUUCGAGGAGAGGCCAUGCAGAAUGGUGUCACGUAUGUGUAUACGACCGUCGUUAAUCUGACUGGCCGACAUUAGAUAAGUGCAAACCUCUGUUGGUCGUUGUUCUUCCCGGCGUUAUCAGCGGACAAGAGCGUGUGACACGCGCGGGUCAAGUGUUGCGUUUUAAACGCGCGCGUUGUUCAGCGUAAAAUAAACGUAAGGAAAAGUGUCACCGAAAUUUCGUUGGAUAGCACGAGACCGUGCCUCGUUGAUACGCUCGCUGGGUUACAAAUUUCCAUCUCUAAAUACCGCUGGUCCCAUUUCCGCGACGGGUUUUAAUUUAUCCCAAAAAACGCCCACGUUUGCCCGAAUCCGGAGGAAAACGAAAUUUUUUCGCCCGUUGGAACGGUGAAAAAUUAAAAUUACGAAUCGGAAGGCACGGCUGUUAUCGCGAAAUGUAAAAAUCUCAGCUUUCCGCGUUUACCUUUAUGUCGCGGUGCAUUGGAAAUUGGGGAAAAAUUGUGUCGGGGUUAAAAAGGGGGAAAAGGGGUAGAAAUAUGGGUAGAAGCUUCGGAGAAAAAUAUUCAGAUCAGAAUAGACGAGCAGCUCUGGAAAUACUAAAAUACUCCUACGCGGGGAUUCUACAUCGGAGAGAGGAAUAGUUGAAAAUAGAAAAGACAGAUGUGAACAGAUUUAACCCCUUGCCGGUUAAGCUACGAUGGCAAA